AUGAUGCGGUGUGUGAAGGAAAACGAGCUUGGAAUAGAACGACCUGAUCUAGAAAAAUCGUUGCGAAUCCUCGUUGACGAUUCCCAUGGUGUUGUUCGUAAGUCAGGAGACAGUGGUGGAGGACUGUAUAUAAUUGACUUUGAACGUGCUACACAACAAAUUUGUCAAUAUCAUAUUGAAUCGCUGAUACGAGAACAGCUGGAGACAAGAGCAGUACGUAUCUUCCGCCUUCUCCAGCAAAAGGGUCAUCUUGAAGAGGACCAGAUUGAGAAGCUGACGAUGAUGAGCGGUAAAGAGACUCGGGAGCUCCUAUAUGCAAUGCUUGAAGAGGGAUAUAUUCAGACUAAG
Messenger RNA from Cooperia oncophora, 348 nucleotides. The record is from the annotation of a GenBank genome assembly. Lineage: Eukaryota; Metazoa; Nematoda; Chromadorea; Rhabditida; Trichostrongylidae.